Molecule: messenger RNA, 5989 nt
Organism: Marchantia polymorpha subsp. ruderalis
Lineage: Eukaryota; Viridiplantae; Streptophyta; Marchantiopsida; Marchantiales; Marchantiaceae
Source: the annotation of a GenBank genome assembly
GAGGAGAGGAGAGGGGAGACGAGACGAGAGACGAGAGCGCGGGCUGGCGGGCGGGCAGGCGGUCGGCAAUAAGUGCUAUAUGUAUCGAGGGGGCGACCUCGAUAGGAAGAACGUUGGCCAGCGCCGUAGAAGAACAGCCGCGGACAGAGGGCGAGAAAGUGAUCGAGGAAUCAUCGAGAAAAAUAAGAGGGCGCGCGGAGCGUCGAGGCAGGCCCAUAUACGGGCGGGCAGAUAGCGACGGGGGGCCGGGGGGGAGAUGGCGGGGACGCAGCGGGGUUCUUCGCGAUCCCCGAGCUCGGAGCGGACGACGCCCGUGCGCAUGUCGCCGCGCGGAUCGAUCGACGAGAGCUUCGAUCUGCUGACAGGCGCGUUUCCCCAUCCUUUUGUCGUCGCGGACGCUGCGGCAGCAGCAGCAGCAGGAGGAUUAGGAGCAGCAGCGAGGAGCGAAAUCGGAGCAGGAGCGACGUCGUCGACUUCCCCGGCUCGAGGCAACCCUAAUGGCGCAGGAGUUGACGCGGUCUUCGGCAAUCCCGCAAUGGUGUUGCAGCAGCAGCAGCUUCAGCAGCAGCCGAUGGAUUUGUUGACAGGAUUUUACCAGCCGCAGUCGCGAUCGCCGCCCCCGAAUCUGGUGGUUCCAGCGCCCGUGGCCGCGAAGCAGGAUGCGUGGAAGCGAGACGGGCAAGUGCAUUCGUCGCCGGCCGCAGGAGGGCCCAGCAAAGAGUACUUUGCCGCGACUCCAAUUUCCCCUCACUAUCCGUUUGUGGAGAAUGCCGUGCCCUCGCGUGCUUCGUAUUCUGUGUCGCCUCCUCCUCCUGCUGCUGUGAUCCCUAGAGUCUCCGAUGCGGCCACUGAAUCGUCCAGUCCCGGGCAUAGGAACAGGUCCGGUCCCGUGGAUGGCAGUUUUGCGAAUUUUUCCUCCGUAGCCGAGAAUAUGUCCAACUUAGAUUUCGGCGGCAGAUCUCAUAGCUCAGGCUCGGCUGGCCCGCUGCUCUCGCCGUCGCCGCAAACUAGAUCUCAUAGAAGUUCCUCGGGGGGUUCACUGGCGUACGCCAACUCCGUCAAUAAUCAUAAAUCUGGUGGCUUUGUGAAUAACUCUUACAGCGCAGAUUCGGCCUAUAAAGGUGAAUCGAUCGCCAAGCAAUCGGCCUCGAUGCCUUCAGGAAUUGGACUUGAAAGGCUGCAGCAAAUGCCUCCGCAUGCGAGAGCGGAAACCUCCCGUGCCCCAACGACCCCUCUCGAUGUAAAUUAUAGCACCCCGGUCCGAGGAGCUCCCAGCGCGCCUGCGUACCAGAUUGAAACGACGAGGAGGAGCGCGUCGGAACCGAAAUUGUAUCAGCGAGCGCCGUCCUUGAACAUAAGUUCGAGGAGCCAGGGCAAGGAGCCCGCCGCCGUUAUGGAUCCCCGGACCCCGACCAGUGCCUCCAAGACAAUUGUGCACGACGAAUUCGUGGGUGCCAUAUCCGGAAAAGGCAUCUACCGAGCUCCCAGACGCGGCGCCGUGCAUCCGACUCGACCGGUGUCGCUCGAGCUCAGGCCCCAUCCGCUCCGAGGAGCUCCGCCGAACCCUGUGUCCCGACUCACGUGCUUCGCCUCGUCCGUCUGGGCUGCGUGCGAGCUGGGGCUUAUGGUGUGGGAGGUGGACCACGCGACGGGCCGCGGGUGCGCGGGUACUGGCAACAAUUUAGGAGACGAGGAUGCGGCAUCGUACGAGUUUCUGAGAUUACAAGGAUCGACAACCGUGUCUAUGGCAGCCGACGUUGCCAACGAGGUUAUAUGGACCGGCCAUCGAGAUGGCAAAAUCAGGCUCUGGUCGGCGCGGCCGUCCACUGACUCCGACUCUUCUUCCUCCUCUUCUUCUUCUUCCAAGCGGGUAUCCAGAUCCGCCAGCCUCGUGUUCCAAGCCCAUCGCCCGGCCGUCACGGCUCUUGUGAUCACGUCUUACGGUGAGCUGUGGGCUGGAUUCGAUAGUGGUGAACUCAAGGCCUGGCCAUGGGAAGCCGUGGCGAAAGCAAUGUCCGGAGUCGGUGACGGAGCUUCGUACAUGGAGAAAUCUUACAUCGAACUUAGAAUUCGAAAUGUAGGAGUCGGUCCCAACGGCCCAAUCGCUCCUGAGGUUCGGUUCCUUGUUGCAGAUCAUGCAAACGGGAGAGUGUGGUGUGGUGGAGCACAGUACAUCGCUAUUUGGGACGCGAGGACUCGGGACUUCGUGAGGAUGUUUGGCGGACCUUCUGGACAAGCCGACCUUACUAGCCUUGAUGCCGGAUCACCAGGGAAGGAAAUUUUAUCGGAUGAAGACCUGAAAGUUGGCUAUGCCAAAGUGGGAAAGAAAGAGAAGGGGGGCUGGCUGCAACGCUCCCGUAAUGCGGUUAUGGGAGCUGCCGAUGCCGUGAGACGAGCAGCAAGUGGAGGAGGUCAAAAUGCGGAUGAUGGUAGGAGGCUUGAGGCUCUGGUGGCUGCAGCAGAUGGUACGAUGUGGGGAGGUUAUGGGAGUGGCCUUCUAGUUCAGUGGGAUUAUCAAGGUUACCGACUCCAAGAAAUCUUGCACAGAAAUGUAGUUAUUCGGAGCAUGUGCCCUGUCGGAAAUCGACUGUGGGUUGGAUAUGCCGAUGGGAAGGUACAAGUUCUGCCCCCUGGAAAUGCUGCUACGAAUCCAAUCGGCGGCUGGCAAGCACAUCGUCUUUCUGUAAUACAGAUGGCUGUCUGUGAUGCUUACGUUUUCUCACUGGGAUCAAAUGGAUCUAUUCGAGGUUGGAAUGUUACAUCCCCUGAUCGCAAUUUGGAUGGGAUGCUGAAGACAACAAUGAGCAACAGAGCGGAUUCAUAUACUCGUCAGCGAAAUCUCCUUGUCCUCGCGGCUACUUGGAACACCGCACAAGAACGAGCCUCUGUACAUUCUGUGAGAACUUGGCUUGGGAUUGAUCCCCGGUCAGACCAACCACCGGAGGCCAGUAUUGUGGUGGUUGGGCUGCAAGAGGUGGAGAUGGGUGCUGGUGCAAUUGGCAUGGCCGCAGUGAAGGAGACGGUCGGUAUGGGACUGCAAGAGAAAGGCAGUCAAACUGGUCAGUGGUGGCUCAGCCAAAUUGAUGCUUCCUUAGGUGAAGGAAAAGAGUAUGAACGUGUUGGAUCUAGACAGCUGGCUGGAAUGCUAGUUGGAGUGUGGGUGAGAAAACACCUAUUGCCCUAUGUAGGAGAAGUCGAAGCAGGAGCUGUGGCGUGUGGUUUUGGACGUGCUCUUGGUAAUAAGGGUGCUGUUGGAGUGAAGAUGAUGAUCUUCAGACGGACUAUCUGUGUUCUGACAUCCCACCUCGCAGCACACAUGGAGCAUGUUUCACGUCGGAACUCUGAUUUCGAGCACAUUUACAACCAGAUGAGCUUUGGACGUUCCAUGCGGAUAAAUGUUACAGCUGCCGCAGCAGGUGUUACAAACGCGGUACAAAAUAUGCUACGGGGUGGCCAUACCGUAAGACGAACAUCUGUUACGGUCGAUCAGGAUUAUGUUGACAGAGACGGGCCACUUUCACCGGAUUCCGAUCCUACCAGUGACGACGCCCCUGAACUAGCGGAGGCGGAUUUGUUGAUCUGGACUGGGGAUUUGAAUUACCGGAUUGACAAUAUGUCUUACGAAGAGACAAUUGGCCUCAUCAAGAAGAAGGCUUAUGACACCCUUCUUUCGGCUGAUCAGCUAAGAAUUGAGAUGGCUAGCGGACGGACCUUUCAUGGAUUGCGAGAGGGCCACAUAAAGUUUCCUCCCACAUACAAAUUCGAUAAGGGUUUCACAGUAUACGAUACUAGUGAGAAAAGAAGAAUACCGGCCUGGUGUGAUCGAGUGCUGUUUCGAGACAGCUUCGACAAUGGCACAGAUGCAAGUCGCGGCAUCAAACUUACCAGGCCUAUCAAGGCUACGGUGGUCAGCUACGAGGCAAUCAUGGAAAUUGAAGACAGUGAUCAUAAACCCGUUCGUUGCCUACUCAACGUGGACCUUUCUGUUAUUGAUGAGAACGCCCGCCGCCGUGAAUAUGGGGACGUUAUGCGUGAUGCACACAUUCAAAGUUGCAUCGCAGAACUCGGCUAUAUACCCGACACAACGUUGAAUACUAACAGGGUACUUCUGAAUGAUGUUGACACAUCAAAUCUGAUCUUAAAGAAUUCAGACAGACAAUAUCGCCUAUUAUAUCUUGUACACUGCGAAGGUCUGCCCGCAAGAGGUCCUUGUCCGUGUGGCCAACACAGCACAAAAGACUCACCUAGACAAAAUGCUGGUUUCAAGGAACAAUUUCCAAGGGCUGGAUAUGGCUUCCCGCACUGGAUAAUGGUUUCACCGGCUGCGGGAGUCGUUGGACCGGGUGAGUCUAUACCCAUAAGGAUCAAAUAUGUUAUGAGAACAGGAGGUAGUGAUCAGCAAGACAAGGUUGUUGUCCUGGUGGUCCGGUGGAAAGGUGCUCUUUCUUCUAGAUACAAGCAGCACAGAGUUUGUGUUUGUCAUGGACCAUCUAUCCGGAGUCUUGGGAAGGAGAAAGAGAGCUCGAAAAUACGUUCAAACGAUCAGCAACGGCGGCUUUCUCCUAGAGAAAAGGAACCACAGCCGUACACUGGAAGACCAGAUUAUGCAUCCUCGAGUUUCACUCAGAGUACACCGGAUCUUUUGCUAUGAGAUCAAGGACGAAAGGCUGUUGUUACUCAAUCAUGUUCCGUCAAUGGGUAGAAAUUCACUUUUUGUCCAAAAAUCCAACAAACCUAUAUCUUUGUUUUGCUGAUCCAAGAUUCAUCUAUAUCGAUUUUUGUGGGUAGGUUCGCGAUCAUUUCAGACUAAAGCCUUUUGAUGUGUAGAACAUUCUCAAGACCUGUGACAGCUCAAGGGCACUGCUCAAUCUCAUCUUAGCUUUCUCCAAACGCAGAUUGUCAAUACUGUCCACCCUUGCCCUUCGCUAUCAUUGACUGACAUUCCUGUCACUCACUAAAAAUCCUGGAACUUGCCAGAUGUCACGGCUUCUGUGUCAUAAGAUGUUGCCCUCGCAGCCCUUCACCUGCACAGAUUGAAGCAGGAGCUGCUGUCAGCUGAAGUCGCUGUCUGUACAUUUUCCAGGUAGGUCGUCGCAGUUAGUACAUGACCGGAGUUGUCGAGGGCCCGUAGUAUGACAAAAGUUCAUUGAAGGAGAGGGCUGUAUUCGGGUUUAGUUACGUGGCCUAUGUCUCUCAGGGCUUGUUGCCCAUGGCUUACAACUAUGUAGGUCUUGAGAUUUGGUUGCACUGUCUGUACAACAGUGGUCUGUCAUGGUCAAAAUUUUGCCUCUACUGGAUGUCACAUCUACAGCAAGAUAGCUCCGACUGAGUGCAAUAUUAACGGCGAUUUGGGCUUCAUCCUUGCAAUAGUGUGAUGGUUCCUCAUCUGGAGCUGUAAGGCGAUGAUGGAUGUCUAUUCAGGUCAUAUCUUUGACACCAAAGGUCUCAUCACUGCCUCAAUCAGUUGUGCAGAGAAUUUGUCCUGAAGAUAUGGGACUUCUUGAUACCAAUCUCCGUACGGUUCAUCGUUGUGAUCCUAUGUAUCAAAUUCAUCACAACUAAGCAGAGGAGCAAGAUUCUAUAAGCAGAUAUCGUAUCAGCAUCUCAUGACAAGGUAUGCUCUCUACGGCGGCAGAGACGGGAAGGAACAGAUGGAGGCUUUUGUUUCGAAUUGGCGAGGACAUGUACAUUUCCAGAGGUUGGGGAAUGGAGGCGUGGGCUCGAAGUAGCAUCUAUAUAGUCAAGUUUAAAGUCUUUACAUGAUUCUCCACGUAGUGACUGGAUGCAUAGAGCAGUACGAAACGUAUCACUUGAAAUAGUAAUUGGUUAUCUACCAGGAAAGACGUGCUUGAAGAUUGGCUCAAGCACUCAUUACAGAUUCUCACCUUUGAAGGUGUCCAUAGGUUGAUUCUUAAUUUGACAAGGGCACAACUCUGUGCGGAAGUCAGCAAUGCAAGAAGAAAUAAAGUUUAAUAUCUAGAGUACACAA